Messenger RNA from Pezoporus occidentalis (night parrot), 694 nucleotides. RefSeq names its product superkiller complex protein 2-like. Gene Ontology annotation, biological process: nuclear-transcribed mRNA catabolic process, 3'-5' exonucleolytic nonsense-mediated decay. Gene Ontology annotation, cellular component: Ski complex. Gene Ontology annotation, molecular function: ATP binding; RNA helicase activity; nucleic acid binding. The annotation marks the transcript as partial. Lineage: Eukaryota; Metazoa; Chordata; Aves; Psittaciformes; Psittacidae. The record is from RefSeq and is a predicted model, not a curated record. The transcript is spliced from 5 exons.
CCUCCUCCAGACCUUGGACCCCUUCGACUUGGGCGACGAAGACAUUGGGGGGGGGGCUCCCCCCAAACCUGAGCCGGAGUUGGGGGGGGCCAUGGACACCCCAAAGAGGCUCUGCCCCCCAUUGCCCCAUAGCGACAGCGUGGAUGAGCUCCUGCAUCAGGAAGUGGUAGAGCCCGCCCAAGCCCCGCCCCCGGCCCCCCCCGAGGACCAAUGGGCUGUGGCCAUUGACACCAGUGAGCCAAUGGGGGACUUCGAGAGCCUGGUGCCUGACCCGGCCUUUAAGUGGCCCUUUAAGCCGGACCCGUUCCAGCUGCAGGCCGUGCUGUGCCUGGAGCGGGGGCAAUCCCUGCUGGCGGCCGCGCACACCUCGGCGGGCAAAACGGCCAUCGCCGAGUACGCCAUUGCCCUGGCACAGCGACACAUGGCUCGCUCCAUUUACACGUCUCCCAUCAAGGCUCUUUCCAACCAGAAGUUCCGGGAUUUCCGGAGCACCUUUGGAUCUGUGGGGCUGCUCACGGGGGACGUCCAACUGCACCCCGAGGCCUCCUGCCUGGUCAUGACCACCGAGAUCCUGCGCUCCAUGCUCUACAACGGCUCCGAUGUGAUCCGGGACCUGGAAUGGGUCAUCUUCGACGAGGUCCAUUACAUCAAUGAUGCUGAGGUGAGGGGGGGGCCGCUAUGGGGCGCCUAUGGG